Tilletiaria anomala UBC 951 is the source of this 1998-nucleotide messenger RNA. Its product is annotated as MFS general substrate transporter. Gene Ontology annotation, molecular function: transmembrane transporter activity. NCBI's taxonomy places the organism in Eukaryota, Fungi, Basidiomycota, Exobasidiomycetes, Georgefischeriales, Tilletiariaceae. Gene Ontology annotation, biological process: transmembrane transport. Gene Ontology annotation, cellular component: membrane. The transcript is spliced from 7 exons. The record is from RefSeq and is a predicted model, not a curated record. Bases 1 to 1791 code for a protein of 596 amino acids.
AUGAGCGUCACCAAGGCCCCCGAGGCCACCGCCAUCGCGCGAGAGGCCAAAGUGCACAGCUCGUCCGAGAAGCACUCGGCCAACGCAGGCUCGGACAACCACAAGGAUGUUGAGAAGCACCCUUCUGGCCACUCGUUCGCCGAGGGCAUCCCCAGUGCUGACGACAGGCCUGAGGCCAAUGCGACCGACUCAGUCUACUCUCGCAAGGUCUACCUCGUCAAUCGCGUCAUGAACGAAAAUUCGUCCUCAUCUGCGUGCGAGGGGAUGUUGACUAGUGCGCGCUCUCUGUUGCAGAUCGGCAUGGGCCGCUUCCAGUGGGCGCUGUUCUGCCUCAGCGGCCUCGGCUGGCUGUUGGACAACUUGUGGCUGCAGGCUGUCGCCAUCAUCCUUCCGCAGAUCCAGAACGAGUUUGGCAUCGAGCACCCGCAGUUCAUGACGCUCUCCCUAUACAUUGGCCUCAUCAUCGGCGCCUCGUUAUGGGGCGUCCUCGCUGACGUCAUCGGUCGCCGCCCCUCAUUCAAUGUCACGCUCUUCCUUGCCGGAGUUUUUGGCGUCGUCGGCGGCGCUGCUCCUAGCUUUGUGGGCCUCGGCGGCAUCCUUGCCGCGCUCGGGAUUGGGCUCGGUGGUAACCUGCCCGUCGACGGAAUGCUCUUCCUCGAGUUCAUCCCCGGCGCAAACCAGUACCUGCUGACGCUGCUGUCGGUCUACUGGUCACUCGGCCAACUGAUCGCCAGUCUCCUCGCCUGGGUGCUCAUCGCGAACUUCUCCUGCGCCGAAGAUGCGACGAAUGUGCCGUCCAGGAUCGAAACCCUUGCCAGCCAGGGCAUCAUCGCACGGGCCUGCCUCAAGGCCGAUAACAUGGGCUGGCGCUACGCAUUCUUCACGUUUGGCGGCCUCACGCUCGUCUGCUUCAUCCUCCGCUUCUUUGUCUUCAACCUGCCCGAGUCGCCCAAGUAUCUCAUUGCCAAGGGCCGCGACUCCGCCGCGGUAAAAGUGCUCAAAGACGUCGCUGCACGCAACGGCGUCACGCUCACCGACGAGGAUAUCAGCGUCGACAUCCUCAAAACCGCCGCCGGAGAGAAGGUCGAGGAGGCCGACCUGGCUGAGGAAAAGGAUGAGAGCGUGCUCAAGACCAUGCUCCGAGGCGUCUCGAUGAAGAUGUUCACGCCCGAGCUGUCGCACGUCCGCCCUCUCUUUUCUGGCUGCAAGCUCGCUUACAACACGUCCAUCAUCAUUCUCCUCUGGGGAAUGAUCGGCCUCGCCUACCCGCUCUACAAUGCUUUCCUGCCCAUCUACCUCAGCCGCGCCGUCGGCGACGCGCCUGCCCCUACCACUAACGAGACGUACAAGAACUACGCCAUCAUCUCCGUCUGCGGCGUACCCGGAUCUAUCAUCGCUGCUUGGCUCGUCGAGCUGCCGCGCUCCGGACGCCGUGGUGCCAUGUCCCUCGGCACGGUCCUCACUGGUGUCUUCCUCUUCGCUUUCACUGCAGCCCGUACAAGCGCGCAAAACCUCGCGUUCAACUGCGUAACGGCUCUCACGCAGAACAUUAUGUAUGGAGUCCUGUACGGCUACACACCAGAAGUUUUCCCUGCUCCGCAUCGUGGCACUGGCGACGGCAUCGCUGCAUCGUUCAACCGAAUCUGCGGUCUCAUGGCGCCGAUCAUUGCGAUAUACGGCUCCGCGAACAACCCCAAUGUGCCGGUCUACGUGUCGGCUGCACUCUUCGUCCUUGCUGGCCUGCUCAUGGUCACGCUGCAAAUCGAGUCGCAGGGCAAGACUGCUUUGUAAACGCGAGUUCCAAGGAGACCAGGUUGGGGUGGGCGAAAGGGAUGUGUUUCCUACUCGCAGCAUUCGAGUUCCUAGUAUCAUCUUGGAUUUCUUUUAAGCAGCAACCUUGAAACGUAUACUGCCUGCUCAGCGGGGUCCGAUUGCCACCCGCCAUACCCUAUGUCUUGUGCCUGCAGGCCCGUUUCAUGCUUCAGAAAUACAUCAUUG